UAAAACACCUAUUGUGGAAGGGACAAUAUGGCGAUCAAAAUUUUAUAGAAAACAACAAAUGUCAUCCGUGCAAGAAAGAAAAACAUCAACUGCUGUACACGCCAAUGAUUCUUGUACGCGGCCUUUUGGUACCUUUGACAACAUUUAGAGCCUAUCAAAAACUGGAAUUUCCUUCCUUCUCCCCCUCCUAUAUGCGCUCGAUUACGGGCGCAAUUUGUACGCUCGAAAAUACAAAUUCAAUCGCAUUUGAUCUCGGCAGAAGGCCUCCGAGGGAAGUCGCCUGGAUUUCAGUCCCCUAUGAGAGGCAAACUCACCGCCAUUUGGCGCUGAAAACUCCUUGGCCUCAAUGUCAUUUAACUUGACUGAGUUCCCUACAUGUGGGGUUGGUGGGAUUCCUGGGAUGCUUUACGAAGGGUGUUGUAGACUAUUAUUUGCCAACUUCACAGGGCUUUCUGUGGGUGUGAGUCGCCGAAAGACGCGGCCGUUGAUCCCCACGAUGUGUCUUGUUAAUCCCUAUUAUUCUGGUUUAGCAGUUCGUCACGACUAAAAAUAAAAGGCGCCUGUUCGAUUCGUUCACCCGUGCGAUCCAAAA
This is a messenger RNA of Phytomonas sp. Hart1, 592 nucleotides long. Lineage: Eukaryota; Euglenozoa; Kinetoplastea; Trypanosomatida; Trypanosomatidae. The record is from the annotation of a GenBank genome assembly.